Molecule: messenger RNA, 1586 nt
Organism: Trichobilharzia regenti
Lineage: Eukaryota; Metazoa; Platyhelminthes; Trematoda; Strigeidida; Schistosomatidae
Source: the annotation of a GenBank genome assembly
GCUAGCCAUAUUUGUACUCUCGUUCCAAGUUUGGUGCGGUGUUUUGUAUGGUUUGAUUUUAAGAAUGAAUCCGGCUGAUUUACUCUCUGCUGCAAAGUCUGGAACAACCAGCAGCAUAUUAGAAUUCUUAAGGAAACCAGUUGUAAUACUAAGACUUGGUGCUGUACUAGCUGCAAUAAUAGCUUUUGGAUCGAUUUCGUCUGGAUGUCAUACUCAUCAAGGUGUUUGUAUUUUUGGGGCUACAUCAAGUGCUUGUAAUUUCCCAGUUGCUGUUGGUGUUUUCGCUUUCCUCGGAUCAGUUGUUUUCCUUGCAAGCGAUUUUAUGUUCAAUUCAAUUUCAAAUCUUAAAAGACGAAAAAUUGUGAUAAUUGGUGAUUUAGCCUUCUCAGGUUUAUGGACAUUCCUAUGGUUUGUUAGUUUUUGUCUACUUGCAAAUAAAUGGACAAAUACAUCUGAUGAAUGGUUGAGUCAACAUAAAGUUGAAGGAUGGCAAGAGAGUAAUGCUCGUUCAGCUAUCGCUUUUGCUUUUCUGUCAAUUGCAAUUUGGGGUGGGAUUACAUUCUUUGCAUUGCAACGAUUUCGACUUGGUCAAGUUAAUCUGAAUGCUGAAGAUGAAUUAGGUGGUGGACCUGGUUCAACUAUGGAUCCAAAUGCUGGUAUUCCAGGUCAAACAUAUCCUGGCAUGAAUGAUCCAAUGAGUCAACAGCAGCAACAACAACAGCAACCGUAUGGUGGAAAUAUUCAACAGCCGCCUAUGGGUGGUGCCGGAGGUGGUCAGUAUUACGGACCGACGUAUUAGGAUUAAAAUCUGCAAUAAUAAUGUGUAGACAAAAAAAAGACAAAAUAUGUGAUGAAAACAACAAAUAAAAGUGAUACUAUCUAUCUAUCUAUCUAUCCUCUGAUGUCAUCUUAUUGUAGUUUGAAAGCCGGAAUGCUGCAUUUUCAUUGUAUCCUUUCUGUUUUUAUCGUUGUUGUCUUCGUCGUUUUCGGUGUCGUCACACAUCAUUCCAUUAAUUAUUAUUAUUAUUAUUGCUAUCGUUAUUUUAUUAAUACUAUUACCUUGAUCACUGUUAUUAUUAUUAUUAUUUUGAUUUUAUAUUAUUAGUUUCUAUCCUGCUAACUUUCUGUCCUAUCAUGAUAUUAAUUACGAGAUCUGCGCAUAUUAUAUAUAUAGCGAUAUAUAUACAUAUAUAUAUACAUUUACAAACAUCAGUUUCUAGGAUCGAGACGACUAGGUUAUGAGCUUAUAUUGUGUGUAUGAUCCUAUGAUCCAAAUUAGUUGUUAAUUGUUUUUUUUUGUUUGUUUGUGAAAGCUGUGAUUUUAAUCAUUUAUAAUUUUCUUCACUGAAACAUUCCUUCCCCAUUUGACACACACACACACACUGUGACGCAAUAUUGUUUGUGCAUUUAUAGCUGAAAUACUCCUCAUGAAUAUUUACAUAUAUCUGUCUAUCGAUCUAUCUAUCUCUUGUAAUCCUGUUGUUCCCAUUUGGUCAACAUGCUUCUUCUAGUCGUAUUUGAAUUGAACUUAGCAUAAUACAUGAAUAUAUAAAUCUUAUAUUUAUACAUAUAUAUAUAUAUAUAUA